AUGCCUCAUCAGCAAGACACUAUCGAUCCUGCCAGGGCCAAUUUCUUCCAUGAACUGAAGGAGGCUGUUGGUACAGAUGCUUUGCAAACCAUUGACCCUAAGAGCUUUAAGGCUUCUCAACUAAAGAACCAGCAGCCCAGAGUUAGCGCCUCUGAUACCGGACCAGCAAAAUAUUCAUGCUCAACGCAGAAGCCUAUGCCAGUGAAUUUCGGAGGCAGUACUAAUGUCGCAGCACUUCAAGUUGGGUUCGGUAAAAUCAUACCCCGCUGGAAGACCGGCCCGAAUAAAACCGUCAACUUUGCCGCUUUUGAGAGCGGAUAUCCAGACCCAAGUUUCGCUUUGGUCGCUGCCAAUGCUUUAAAGGAAGCCGCCGACGAAUGGAAUGGACUGGAACUCGGCGUGCAGUUCAAAUGGGUUGCUAAAAUUGAGGAUGCUGCAUUCGUUCUUUCCUUCGCAAAUAGUGAAAACGAUGGAGUCCUUGCUCAGGCGUUCUUUCCGAAUGAGGUUGAUCUGAACGUUCUUAACGUAUACAAGGCAGCAUUCCAGCCGGGAACUGUGCAGUAUCUAAAAAAUAUCUUUCUGCACGAGCUUGGUCAUGUCUUAGGUUUCCGUCACGAGUUCGCACCAGAGCUUGAGGAUACGACAAACAACUAUACCGUACAGAUUGGUCCACGUGACCCGCUCUCAGUGAUGGGAUACGAAUUCCCUCCCCAGAUCCAACAUUCCGAUAUCGAGAGCGCUAAAGCUUUCUAUCAGUUCCCCGGAACAGGACUAGGAUUUAAAGAGGGGCGUGCUAGAAAUCCACCAAAGAAUGUGUUGCAAAUCAAGGACUACAAUGCAAAUAACUAG
Messenger RNA from Aspergillus tanneri, 849 nucleotides. RefSeq lists its product as uncharacterized. The record is from RefSeq and is a predicted model, not a curated record. The transcript has a single exon. The coding region runs from base 1 to 849 and encodes 282 amino acids. Gene Ontology annotation, molecular function: metallopeptidase activity. NCBI's taxonomy places the organism in Eukaryota, Fungi, Ascomycota, Eurotiomycetes, Eurotiales, Aspergillaceae.